CAGAGAAGGUAGGUGUCAUCUUGGUUGUUGCUGUAUUUUUUUACGUCCCAUUUCACAUUUCUUAUUGCUAGUACAAUUUAUUCAAGAAUCAAAGAAAGAAAGCAGAGAGAGAAAACAGAGGAAACAGAGAUGGGUGUGAUAAAGUCCGCCAUAGGAGAUGCAGUGUUGACCUCCAUGUGGGUCUUCACCUUGCCGCUGCUGAGGGUUUUUACCGGCACCAUAGCCGCGUACCUCGGUGUCGAAUCUAUACCCCUCGCUGGACUCUUGAUCACCAUCAAUCUGAUCACCCUGAUGGUGCUCUGUUUCAGCUUUGUAGGCACUCUGUUUGGAGGUGCCAGCUUCAAUCCCUCUUCCACCGUCUCCUUCUACGCUGCGGGCCUCAGACCAGAUUCUACCCUCCUGUCAAUGGCAGUGAGAUUCCCUGCUCAGGCAGUGGGCGGCGUGGCUGGUGCCAAGGCAAUUUUGCAGGUGAUGCCAGAUAAAUAUAAGUAUGUCCUUGGAGGGCCUUCUCUGAAAGUGGACUUGCACACUGGAGCCAUAGCGGAAGGGGUUUUGACCUUUGUGCUUAGCCUAGCCCUGCUGGUGAUCAUGCUUAAGGGUCCCAAAAACCCUCUGGUGAAGGUAUGGUUGGUGGGUGCGGUGACAGUGGGACUUGUUAUUAAUGGUGGAAAGUAUACAGGGCCUUCCAUGAACCCUGCAAAUGCAUUUGGAUGGGCGUAUGUGAACAACUGGCAUACUUCUUGGGAGCUCUACUAUGUUUAUUGGAUUGGGCCUCUAAUUGCAUCAGUUUUUGCGGGUUGGGUUUUUAGAUUGCUCUUCCCCAAACCACUCAUCAAACACAAGAAGGCAUAAAAUAGAAGAGGUAAAAAGGUCUUGCCCAAUGCCAAUAAUAAAUUAAACUCAUUCCAAUGUUGUUCGCGUAUUACUAGCUUACCUUACUUAGUGUUGUCAUGGAUUUGUUUGUUCCCUGUAAUGAAUGAUUAUUCAAGAUUAUAUUAUGUGGACUUAUUUUUUA
Rubroshorea leprosula is the source of this 1015-nucleotide messenger RNA. The record is from the annotation of a GenBank genome assembly. NCBI's taxonomy places the organism in Eukaryota, Viridiplantae, Streptophyta, Magnoliopsida, Malvales, Dipterocarpaceae.